This is a messenger RNA of Sitodiplosis mosellana (orange wheat blossom midge), 3323 nucleotides long. Its product is annotated as heat shock cognate 71 kDa protein-like. The transcript has 3 exons. Gene Ontology annotation, biological process: protein refolding; cellular response to unfolded protein. Gene Ontology annotation, cellular component: cytoplasm. Gene Ontology annotation, molecular function: ATP binding; ATP-dependent protein folding chaperone; misfolded protein binding. NCBI's taxonomy places the organism in Eukaryota, Metazoa, Arthropoda, Insecta, Diptera, Cecidomyiidae. The record is from RefSeq and is a predicted model, not a curated record.
UCUAUAAUUGUAAUAUUUCUAAAAAUACAAUUUCAAAGUUGAUUAAGUUAUUAUGAUGCACUGCAAUUUCUGGAAUUCGAUCGUCGACUAUAAAAGGCUUUUGCUGUUUUGAUUAACUUCAGAUUGAGUUUUUCAGUUGCAGUGAUAUUGCAAGUGCAAGAUGAAUCCCAAAUAUUUGUUCGUAUUUUUAUUACUACUUAUCUGUCAAGUUUAUCAUGCUGCAUCGCAAAGUGAUAAUGGUGACUCCAGUAGUGCAACAAUAGACCCAAAAACCGUUGCUUCAGUUGCCGAAUUAUAUUUUAAUUAUAUUUUAAUGCAACCCUCUCACGUUUAGAGCAAACUGUUCCUUAAAACAAUCCAAAUUUGCACUAAUGAUGUGUGUCCUAAAUUAAACAUCUAACUGCUGUUGAAUGUUCCAAAUUCGAAUAAAGUUCAAUGUUCAAAAUAAAAAUGGUGUAUUCAAGCAAGGCGACAAAAAUGAAUUGUGAACGGUAUAAUUUGGCUAUCGAAAGAGGAGUCUGCAAUGAAUGUCUAUAGUUGUAAAGGGUUCACAAUGGAACAUUCAAAAUGAAUUUUGCACAUAUUCAAUCAUUUUGAUGCAAACUGAGUGAGUUUUAUGAUACAUGUUAACAAAAGUUGAAAAAUUAAGAAUGGAAUUUAGUUGUCAAGUGUUGGUGCCCAAAUGAGCGAGUAUAUCGGAUUCAUUGUCAACUGACACGAACGAAGUUUGGCCACUUUUUGCUUACGUUUAUAGCGCAUUCUGAUUCCGAUUGUGUUUAGCUUGCAAAAAGUCAAGUUGUUUGUGUGAGUUUAGCGCUCAUGUCUGCAAUCGUCGUAAAUCAAAUAAAUAAUUGAACCGACUAAGUCACAAUUUGCUGCCAUUUCGAUCGAUGUAAACAAGUUUAGACAAAUAUUUGCUUUGGUGUGAGCAGAGCAUAACAACGUCACCGGUUGCUGCCAUUAGCCUAUAUUGGAGUGAAUGCGUCUGAAAGAGAAGAGAGUGACUGUGUGUUUAGUUUGUAGUUUUCGCGGCGAAUCAUAUUGCGAUUUGACAUUUGUUGUUUAGUCUUCAAUAGUGUAUUAUACAUUUCAUAAAUUGGUAUCGAUGCUUAAAAACUAAAAACUGAACAUUUCAGUGCGUUAGGUUGGCAACGCAAUAAGCAAAACCACACAGAGCAGCACAGAAAUAUGAAUAAUACACACACAGUAGCCAAAAUGUGUAUUGAGAAUCAGAAUGCCACUCAAAACAACACACCAACACACAGGCGCGCACUGGAGCGGUCUCUGUGUAUUGUAAAUUCUCCACCGAUCUGCUGUUCAGCAUUCGCAAUACGGAUAAUUUUCGUGCACCAAAAUAAAAAAACAAUUUUUCCCGUAUACAAUAUAUAAAUAUUGUGUAUUUGUUUGAAUGCUUUGUUUACAUUGUUGUUGUUGUUCGUGGGCGACCAGUUUGCUUGAUCUUAUUAACGUUGCCACUCACGGCAAAUCGAUUGAUCCAUAAUCGAACAGUUUUUCCCUGAAAAUCAAAAUCAAUAUUUCCCAAAAAUCCAUGCAAUACGAUGAAGCCUGGUUUUAUUACCGUAGCCCCCACUAGAACUGAAAUUUCAGCAACCGAAUGGCCAUGAUCAUGAUACAACGAAAGUAUUCUUCCUUUUUGUGCAUCGGUUAGGUGUGCGCUUCUGUCAACUCGAUUCAUUUUGAUGUUAUUCAAAUGUAUGUGUUUCAACAAAUGAAGUGAGAAGAGUAGAAAAAAGGGACAAUAUUUAUUUGUGUUACAUCCAUCAAUGAGCAUCAUCGCAUAAACAAAACACAACGGGCAAGUGUUCGUGCGACCGUGCGACAGUGUGUAUCACAGUAGCAAUGCGAGUCAAUAGACACGCUCUACAUUGCUUCCUGUGUACGCACAAGCGAUAUAGAAAACCGCUAUGCGUUUUUGGCAAUGUAAAACACUAUUGCCAACUUAGGUACCAAUUUAUGAAAUAGAUAAUACAUACAUUGUGUGCGACACAGCUUGUGUUUUUUGAAAAAGUUUCUGCUUUAAAUUGCAAUUUAAGAUUCAUUUCGAUUCAUUUUUUUGAUCAGAAGUAGUAGUGAGUAUCAAUAUUUGGUGUGUGUGUGUUGAAAUUUCGUUGUAAUUGAGGAAUAUUCUCUCUUUUAAUCAAUUUUCCUUUACUUUUUUCUGUUUUUUCUGGUAAUUCAAAUGGCUCAAGCCGCAGCCUCAAUUAUUGGUAUUGAUUUGGGUACCACGAAAUCAUGCGUCGGUGUUUUUCGAAAUGGAAAGGUUGAAAUCAUAACCGAUGAACAAGGUAACCGUACAACACCAUCGUACGUUGCAUUCACCGAUACCAUUCUCGUCGGUGAUGCUGCCAAAAAUCAGGCCAACUAAAAUCCCACCAACACAAUUUUCGGCGUUAUGCGUUUGAUUGACCGUAGAUUUGAUGAUCCAGUUGUUCAAGCCGAUAUGAAACACUGGCCAUUCACUAUUAAAAAUAUUGAUUCGAAACCGAAAAUUGGCCAAAACCGACAAUUUUCUCCAGAAGAAAUCUCAGCCAUGGUUUUGGCCAAGAUAAAGGAAAUCGCCGAAGCUUACUUAGGAAAAACUGUUACUGAAGCCGUCGUCACAGUACCAGCCUACUUCAACCAUGCACAACGUCAAGCGACCAAAAAUUCCGGAGCAAUUGCUAGUUUGAAUGUUUUGAUCUUCGAUCUGGGUGGUGGUACCUUCGAUGUCAAUAUUUUGUAUAUCGAUGAUGGUAUCUUUGUGGUGAAAUCAACGGCCGGUGACACUCACUUGGGAGGUCAAGAUUUCGAUAACAAAACGGUCACAACUUGUUGGGCAAAUUCGAAUUGUCAAAAGCAAAAGGAAGCCUCUAUCGCCAAGAACAAUCUGCGAACAUACUGCAACAGCAUGAAAUUAAGCAUGAACGCCUUUCUUGAAAAAUACAAUGAAGUCACCACAUAGUUGGAUGCCAAAAAGAAGAAUUGAGCGAAAAAGAAGAAUACGAACAUCGUCAAAAGGAUCUUGAGGCCGUUUACAAUUCAACCAUCGUCCAAUUCAAUGGAGCAAACGAUGACGACGUCGUAGUCAUUGAAAAUGACAUAGACAUGAUAGAAAUUGAUUGAAAAUUGUUUUUCGAUUCAAUUUUAUAACAAAAACCAAAUAUAGACUGACGAUAAAAACACAUUUCACUACAUUUUUGUGUAUUUUUUACAGUCAUCUUUAGUGUCACCUAUAAACAAUGUUGUCUACGUAUGAUCGAUUUAAGCAAUAAAACCAAAGUGUUAGUUUGUAGAGGAAUAAGCCCACAUAAUAUGAACAAAAA